AUGUGCAAAUAUACUGUCUUCAACUUCCUCUGCGGAGCUCAGAAGCUCAAAAUCGUAUCAACAUGCAGCCAGGCUAAGACCAACUACCAAGGCCUGCUGUUUUGCCAGGACGAUCCGCACGCGCAUAUUAGCGACGGAAAAUCGCGCGACUAUGCUGACCAGACUUACGGACCUGGAGUCUGUGCAAACGUCAACUGCAGAACAGCGCACGGUAUGGCUCCUCGCAAGCAAGUUGACUUCAAAGAGCGCGAUCUCAUCGAGGAUGAUCGUGACUUCGACAUGUCUCCAGAAGCUUGCGCGGAGCGCGAAGAACGAUGGUAUCGUCAAUGCCUCUCGACCCAUCAACAGCUCGAAGUCAUCGGUGCACAAAUGCCGCCAGCGGUCGAUGCCUUAAGCUCGUACGCCAAGUGGUGGAUUUACAUCGAAAAUAUGCCCGCUGACUGGGUGGCAACAUGGGAGCAACUGUCUCUUGUCGACAACCCAGACGAGAUCUCCUUCCUAGAGCUCAACCCUCGCUACAUGACACAACGUGCCCUCCAUCACGUCACCGGACAUUACCUACCCGCCAACAUCACCGACACCCGCCACAGCAGGCACAAAGUCGAUGCCGUAACCACAACUCCUCGCAUGCCUGCUCUCGGCCCUUUCAAGACCAAGUCACACACGUGCAAACCUAACGUAGGGUACUGCAAGACUGGUGGCGACUAUCACGGCAAAGAGUACUCGAAGAAGCCUCACAAGUACACUGAAGCAACAUUCGUAGAUCUCUUGCAGGCACUUGCGAACGAUCGUGCUACUGACCUUUCCGGGUUGGGCGUCGAUAUGCCACACGUGCGUCCAACCCUGAACAUGCCCACUCCCUUCCACGGCAACAACUUCAAUAGGAAGGCGCUGACCUUCGAGGACACCGGCAAGAUGGUUGAUGAUUUCAUGGUUGACAAAUUUGGCCUGGAAUAUCAAACAGGUAAUCCUGCCGCCCUAGCCGUUGCUGAUGCUGAGGAUGAGAUGCCGUUCAGCUUUGACGAUACUCCAUAUUCAGAUGAUUCAAGUGCUACCGCUGAUGCACAGCUCGUAGAAGCCAUCCUCACAUCGACUACCGCUGCUGAGCACGCUGUCCUCGAUGGAAUGCAAGCUGAUGAUGCUCUCGGUGGCCCUGACGACGAAUCGGACGCCAUGAUGCUUGACAUUUGA
Messenger RNA from Fulvia fulva, 1191 nucleotides. RefSeq lists its product as uncharacterized. NCBI's taxonomy places the organism in Eukaryota, Fungi, Ascomycota, Dothideomycetes, Mycosphaerellales, Mycosphaerellaceae. The transcript has a single exon. The record is from RefSeq and is a predicted model, not a curated record. The coding region runs from base 1 to 1191 and encodes 396 amino acids.